AUGGAAACCCAGAAGCUUCCAAUGGAUGACAUUUUCAAAGACACAGAGUUUGGGGAUACCCACUUUGGUGGAGACGAUCUCUUUGCCAUUUUGGAGAGCCUAGAAGAAGACUUUAACGAUUUUCCUCUCGUCAACCGCACUUCUGAAGCUGUUAUUAGCCCAACUUCAAAACAAAAUGAGCAAAACUCAAGAUUGGUGUCCCAAAAGUCAACAACAUCUUCAUGUGCUCCACAUGAUUCUGAAACUGAACCCGAAAUCUCACCCAAAAGUAAGAGACAGAAAUUUGCCCCUACCUUGCCUGAGGAACCGCAGAGGACGUCUCAUAUUACUGUGGAGCGCAACCGAAGAAAGCAAAUGAAUGAACAUUUGUCUGUGUUGAGGUCUCUUAUGCCUUCCUUUUAUGUCAAACGAGGAGACCAAGCAUCAAUAAUUGGAGGUGUUGUUGAUUACAUCAAUGAGUUGCAGCAAGUGCUACAAUGCCUAGAGGCCAAAAAACAUAGAAAAGUUUACAGUGAUGUACUAAGCCCUAGGCUAGUUUCAAGUCCAAGGCCUUCACCACUAAGUCCUAGAAAACCACCCUUGAGCCCUAGAAUAAGCCUGCCCAUUAGUCCAAGAACUCCACAACCAGGUAGCCCUUACAAGCCCAGGUUGCAGCAAGGGUACCUUUCCCCUACCAUAUCCCACUCUCCUACUUCUUCCGCUUCUUCUUCCAUCAACGAUAAUAUCAACGAGCUUGUUGCCAAUUCCAAGUCCGUUAUCGCUGAUGUUGAGGUCAAGUUUUCAGGUCCACACGUUCUUUUGAAGACUGUGUCACCACGAAUUCCAGGGCAGGCUCUGAGAAUAAUAUCAGCACUUGAAGACCUAGCGCUUGAAAUCCUCCAUGUGAACAUUAGCACGGCUGAUGAAACCAUGCUUAACUCGUUCACUAUUAAGAUUGGAAUUGAAUGCCAACUCAGUGCCGAAGAACUUGCUCAGCAAGUUCAACAAACAUUCUGCUAA
Messenger RNA from Abrus precatorius (Indian licorice), 999 nucleotides. Its product is annotated as transcription factor SPEECHLESS. NCBI's taxonomy places the organism in Eukaryota, Viridiplantae, Streptophyta, Magnoliopsida, Fabales, Fabaceae. The record is from RefSeq and is a predicted model, not a curated record. The coding region runs from base 1 to 999 and encodes 332 amino acids. The transcript has 3 exons. Gene Ontology annotation, molecular function: DNA-binding transcription factor activity; protein dimerization activity. Gene Ontology annotation, cellular component: nucleus. Gene Ontology annotation, biological process: stomatal complex development; guard cell differentiation; positive regulation of DNA-templated transcription.